AUGCAAAAGUCUGCAGACGAUAUCAAGAUACGCGAAUCCAUACGACUUGUGCUCAAGAUUCAAAUCGAAAAGAGUUGGAUUCGCUCGGUGUCUCAACCUCGAUAUAAAAAGACGAAAGAGAUGACUGAGGCAUGGUUCAGUAACCUGAAUCGACUACAUGGUCAGGUCGAAAUCGCCAUUACUAUUGCAUCUGAGCAGAUGUUGUUUACAACUUUUCUACAAGACAUUGAGCGAGAAUUUGAGAUCGCUAUUCGAUCCCCAAGAGAGCCAUGGGCCGCGGCGGAAGCCUUUUUCCAAGACCCUUUGAAGCCCAACCAGCUUGGCUGGCAGACAUUGGACUUGGAGAACCCAAAGCCGAAAUUUCAGAAUCCGGCAAUGGUGGCAUUCCAUGAACCCCUCUCUCGCAUGUUAACCUUGCAAAUGAGCUCAUACGAAGAACUUGGCUUUGAGCUGGCUGCUGCUUAUGAACUCGAAAAGUAUCAUUUCCAAAGUGUUCUGAUACCAGACACUUCUUCGUGCUGGAGUGGAAAUGAAAAUGAGUUUGGGGUAAAGCCUGACGGUACUUAUAUGCGCUACCUUGCAGUCAUGACAUGUAUUCCAGAAGAACAACGAUCUCUUCUGCCUGAGAUCGGUACGCCUUUCAAAGUUACACUCAAGGUCGAUUCGCCAACUCAACGUCUGCCUACUGUCAAUGAGGAUGAUUCAGAAGGGGAUCUUCGUUCGGCGUGCCAAUAUCUUAUCGAAAAGGCCAGAGAUUUUCAAAUCCAGUGUGACACUGAGACCUCUGGCAUUGCGGAUACAGAGCAGAUCAGCAAGGCUAUACUCAAGCGCGAUCUCAAAAUGAUUGGAUCGAUCGUCGCAUGCUACCCCUCCUCACUGCCACAGGAUAUCACUCAGGUUCCGGAGUAUGUAGACUUGUCCGAGGACGGACUCAAAGCCGUCCUUGCCUGUCGACAUAUCAAUUCAUUCUUCCCCUUGCAAGAAGAUGAUGAAGAGUGGACAUCGAAACUGAUGGCUUGUUUCGCUGGGUCACUGACGAUCAAGGCUCCCGCAUCGCAAGAGCUUCCUCGGUGGAAGGCAGUCAGGCUUCCAGUGCCUCGAGAUGCGUGCACUUCUUCAGUUUACCUGCAGAUACAUACACCUUGCGAAGAAGACUGGCCACAAGAGUUUUCGUCUCCGCCUAUGAAGUUUAACCUUGAACUUCCAAUUCUGACCGGCGACUUAAAUCAAUACGUAACCAAUGCCAGUUAUGGUCAUACCAAGGAGCUGAUUAUGCAUGUCGAGCCCACUACGACUACCACGCGCGAGGAGAUGGAUGCAGUCCAAGCGAUGGCAAGUGCGGAAUCGCGCCUUCGUGUCGAUGGCCCAUACGAGGCUCUCACCCAAAGUCUUGGCCACCUGCCAGCUGGCAUGAUGUUGUACACUGGGGGGCCCGGUUCUGGCAAGACGACCUUUGCAAUCAAGCUUCUCCGUCAGCUUACAUCUAGUCCUGGAUUCCGAGCGAUAUGGUGUGUUCAAAGUAACGAACUGUGCGACGACGCUGCAGAGAAGCUCGCUGCAAAUGUGCCUGCGGACCACAUUGUCGCUCGCGUCUAUCCCAUCAAGCGUACAAUCGCCGCGAUCUCAGGCAGACUCAAUGAUGUGUCACAGCCGACUGCAACUAAAGAGUCACUCAAGGGAAAGUGCAAAGUCGAGUGUACAGUCAUUAAACACAUCACGGAAACCCGCAAAGCUAUCAACGGCAUCAAUCCGCUUGCUCGCCGUGACUCGAUCGCUGUUAUUGCCCUUACAAUGGCACACAAGAAUCGUGAGAAGUUUCGAGAGUUUUGGGCUUUGCGUGAGAAACAUAACCUGAGUCAAGGUGAUUGGCAAGAGUUGCAAACACAGUCGUUCCGUCUCCUCUCCUGGGUUCUGACGAAGCCGAGAGUCGUCGUUGUUGACGAGGUUGGAAAGAUGCCAGAGUCACAGUUCUGGAUUUUUCCAACCUUUUUCGCGCCUGAUCUCAUCUUGGCGUUUGGUGAUACACAUCAACUCAAGCCUACCUCCAAGAGCUUCGACAACCACGGAAAGGGAGAAAAAGAGACAGAGUGGUCAUCAUUGUUUGGACACCAGCGGAAGAUGUCUAUUUUGAGGCGUGCAGAGAAAGCCGGUGCGACGAUCUCCCAUAUCAAGGUCAACAACCGAAAUCUCGGCCACAUCGGCGAUUGGGCUAAGAUGAAUGUGUACGAGAGUGAAAUGAUUCUCAAACGCUUCUAUGAUCCUCUAGUUGAAAUUUUUCGCCGCGAUAUCGGCCGAAUUAUUCGCUGUGAGUAUGCGACUAUGAAUAGCUUCAUCGUGGACAUCCCCGAAGGUAAGGAGCAGCCAUGUGGAACAAGCUACACAAACUCGGCCAAUCGGAACUACGUUAAAUGGCUCAUAAACAAGUUGUUUGCCACUGGCUUCCCGUCAGUUUUCGACGUCACAAAGCAAGGCACAGUCAUGGUUAUCACGGAUUAUACCUCCCAGCUGUCUAGGUACCAAAGUGACUGGGCCCGUCUCGCGCUGGAUGAUAACAUAAGGAAAAGAGUUACUUUCCGCACAGUUGACUCUUCGAUGAGUGCAGAAGCUGAUAUUGUGAUUCGCGACAUCGUCAGGACUGAAUCGCUUGGUUUCACUACCGACCUUGCUCGGAUGAAUGUGGCAACAACACGGGCGCGUGGUGCAAUGAUUACCAUCCUGAGCACCAAGAAUUGGACUCGUGCUUGGUCAAGCAAAGGCAAAGGAAAGGUCACCUAUCCACCCAGUUCCAACAACAUGGUCAGCUACUUCAAUGGUCAUGUUGACCGCCGCGCUGUUGUUGAUUAUGGAUUUGGCGGCCAGAUUGGCUGGAAGAGCAUUUGCGUCUACUGUGGCAGACCAAACCACUUCAAAGAGGAGUGCGACGACACCGCAUCUCAGGAGGUCAUCGGCACCGAGGAGGAUCAUGGUAAUAACGAAGUUGACGAAGAAUCCGGUGACGCAAACUCAGAAGUUACGAGUGAACAAGCGGCAGGGGAUGCGGUCAAUUGGUAG
Messenger RNA from Colletotrichum truncatum, 3051 nucleotides. The record is from RefSeq and is a predicted model, not a curated record. Lineage: Eukaryota; Fungi; Ascomycota; Sordariomycetes; Glomerellales; Glomerellaceae.